Gymnodraco acuticeps is the source of this 1465-nucleotide messenger RNA. RefSeq names its product collagen alpha-2(IV) chain-like. NCBI's taxonomy places the organism in Eukaryota, Metazoa, Chordata, Actinopteri, Perciformes, Bathydraconidae. Gene Ontology annotation, cellular component: collagen trimer. Gene Ontology annotation, molecular function: extracellular matrix structural constituent. The record is from RefSeq and is a predicted model, not a curated record. The transcript is spliced from 7 exons. The annotation marks the transcript as partial.
UCCUUCGGCGGCACUCGAUGACGUAGCAUCCUUGAAAUAUUGGCUUGGAAGUCAGCAGGGCGUCAAAGGACAGCGCGGCCCCAGCCCAGGCGGCCAGCCCGGAUUUACUGGCCACAAAGGGGACAGAGGAAGCUCAGGACUUCCAGGUCAAGAAGGCAGACCUGGUUUCCCAGGCAACAAGGGUCCUCAAGGGCUGCCAGGCGUAGGGGGUCCAAGUUAUUUUGACAGUUUUCUGAUUGCCAAACACAGCCAGAACACCAGCAUCCCGGACUGCCCUUAUGGCACUACCUUCAUCUAUUCUGGUUACUCUUUCCUCUUCAUCAACGGAAAUGAGAGAGCUCAUGGUCAGGACCUUGGCACCACAGGAAGCUGUCUACCUCGUUUCUCCACCAUGCCCUUCCUGUUCUGUGACACCGAAUCAACUUGCCGCUAUGCUUCUCGUAACGACUACUCCUACUGGCUGUCCACUGACGCUGCUUUGCCCGCCAACAUGGUUUCCAUCACAGGGGAUAGACUGGCCUCCUAUAUCAGCAGGUGCUCAGUGUGUGAAAGCACAUCCAAUGUCAUAGCCGUCCACAGCCAGACAAUUCUGAUACCCGAAUGUCCCAGAGACUGGGAGUCACUAUGGACAGGAUACUCAUUUGUCAUGCAAACGGGAGCAGGAGCAGAUGGCUCCUCCCAGCCGCUGGUUUCUCCUGGCUCGUGUCUGGAAAGUUUCCGCCAAGUUCCCUUCAUAGAGUGUCACGGCAGGGGAACGUGUAACUACUACCCUGACUCCUAUAGCUACUGGCUGGCCUCAAUAGACCCAAACAGCAUGUUCAGUAAACCUGUUCCUCAAACAGUGAAGGGACCGUCUCUACAAAGUGUCAUCAGCCGUUGUCGAGUCUGUAGGAAACCAUGGCAACCAACAGAUGACAAACGUGGGGACAAUUAACAUUCGCUAUCUUACUUUUCAAGUAACACAUCUCUGUUUAUGAUUCUGAAUUAAACACCAAUCUUAAGCAAAUUUCAAAUAAUUUUUAAAGAUGAGUGUUUUAUCAUCUCUAAAGUAGUGUAUAUUAGAAUUAUUGCGUGUCAUGAUACCUUGUAGAAACUGUUUUUCCACCUGUUUAUAAUUAUUCCUUUGAUAAACAUAAGAGCAGCUUGUAAUAGCAGUGAUUAAGUUAUAACUUGUUGUUAAUGUAUUAGUAAUACUAGUAGCAGAGCAGCACUAAUUCAUCUUUUAUGUGUGUUUAUUCUCACCGAAAUAUUCAGUUUUACUUUAAAUGCUUGUUUUGACUUCUCAGUGACAUAAUGAAUAGUCACCAUCUGCGUCCGAGACAAGCCUAGAAUGACUGAGAAAUGAUUGACCUGUCUAUACUGUACGUAAAACGUAUGAUGACAUCGGAGACGUGUGGCGCAGUGGAUAGAACAGGUUCAAACCCCAUUGCAGUCAGCAUGUCGUUGUGUCCCUGGGCAAGACACU